This is a messenger RNA of Geodia barretti, 9817 nucleotides long. Lineage: Eukaryota; Metazoa; Porifera; Demospongiae; Tetractinellida; Geodiidae. The record is from the annotation of a GenBank genome assembly.
UCCAUAUGAGGUUCAACCAGCACGCCAUCUUCGUAUCUGAUCAUAAACCUGACCUCUUUCUUCUUCCUUGACCUUCAGCCACAGAGAGACAAACAAUGACUGCAUAAUGACAGUAAAAUCUGUUCCAAUUAUUGCCCACAAUAAGAACCCUGCUAUACUGUGUUUCAGUGGAGAUCGUACUUAGUGAUGAUAGCAUCAGCAGAGGUGUGGUCCACUCCUCCCAUCACUCCCUCUUGAAUCCUCUCCUCGCCUCUCAUACGCUGCACCCGGUCUGCCUCCAGCUUGAUGAGUCGGUCCCUCUCAUCUCUGGCCAAUUCCUCCGUCGUCUUGAGACGAUCCGUAGCCAUAGCCUUCCUCUCGAAGGCCAACUCUCUAACCACCCUGUCGUAGUCACUGCUACCACUUGCCCGUGUGGAGUCUGUCGACCCGACGGCCUGUGGCGGUGGAGGUUUGGGUUGAGAGAUGAGUCCGCGGACGUCCUCCCACUGAGAGUCCAGUGUCUCCAUUAGCUCCUCCGCUUCCCUCUUAUCCGACUGCCGCUCAUACUUCAUUUGUUUUGACUUCACCACCAGCUCUCUCAUGAUGUCUUUUCUCGAUUUUGGCGUCUCACUCUCCUCCUCCACCUCUGUCGCGGUUCUCUUUCUCUUCAAGAAACCUCCAAAGUGUGUUUGGGAAAUGUCCUCUUCUUCCUCUCCAUCGCUCAACUGGAUUCCAUCAAACUUUUCCAUGUCCCCAAGUGACUGACCAAAAUGGGUAAGACCCUCCUCGUUAUCAUUGUCUUCAAGACUGAACUUCCCGUGACGCUUCUACUUCUCUAGAAAGAACCGCUGAGCCAGCUUCUCCUCCACGGACAGCUGCCUGUCAUACUCACCGAACCGCUUGUCCUGAAAGACGCCCGCCUUUCCCCGAGAGCGGUACUCCUGCAGCAGAGUCUGUUUUCUCUUUUGGUCGGCUCUGGAUCUCGCCACGCCAGGCAGGCCUCGUCCCGACCGGAUCUUCUGGCCCAGAACGUCGUGUUUCCGUCUGUUGACGCGCACCUCGAAAGGAUUGGAGCUCAGGUCACUGCGCUUGGCUCUCUUCUUCUUCCUAGCCACCACUUCGGCGGCAGACACCUUGCUUCUUGGCUUUCCCAUUGGUGGCGGGAAAAGCGGAGGAGAACAUGGCGUCACAGCUGCUUACUAGCAACAGGAUUUCGACGGGCCUCCGUCGGGUGCACAGUCAGAGGAAGAGCUCACAGGGGAGGACGAAUGAGUACACGGAGGCCGAGGUGUCUGAUGCACUCGAAGGAGCUCUGUCUUCAGGUCAGGACCUGGUUCAGACUGUCAGAGAGCUCCUGGACGGUGGGAGAGCCAAGGAGAGAGAGGGUCAAAGUGCAGACUGGCGGUGUUCACUCACUGUGUGGACCUCCUCAACUCGGACCAACUCCAGAGCCAGACAGCCCAGGAACUGGUCGGGAAACUCCUCGUCGAGGUGGAGAGUUUGUCAGGGUCUUCUAUGGUGAGGGUGGCCGAGCAGUUGAUUGACUGCGUGAAGAGAGGAACUGUGGAGAAUGGGCGGUCUCUGGAGCUGUUUCCGAAGUUGCUGUCAGUCAUUUCUGCCCAACCUCACAUCCGUCAUCAGAGAGAGGGAGGUGGAGUGGAUCAAAUGGAGGGUGCAGAGUUCAAGAGCCACCUUCUGAACAGUCUCUGCAGCUGCAAGUGGGCCUCUAGCUCAGUUCUCCACGUGGCCAACAUGUGUCGAGACAUCCCCAUGUCUCAGGACGAACUACAAUUCCUCAUCGAAAAGAUACUGAGAGUGAUGGAGAGUCUGGCCUACGCAGAGCUCCCUCCACUGGCCUACCAGCUGCUGGUCCUCUCCACACGAGGCCACAAGAGUCUGGUCUUGGAGGGGCUCCAGUCACUCUUCAACACACUGGAUAGGAGGGUAUCAGCAGUAGACCAGAGAGAGCUGCUCCUCAGUGAAGGAACUGUCAUUCUCCACAUCACUUUUGCUCUCAAACAGGACCAGGAACUGGGGAGAGAGUUUCUGAAGGCUUUGAAGGUGAUCCCUACCCGUCUCUCCGCCUCCUCCCUGUCCCCCUUCACUGUGGCACUUGCUAUGUCAGUCGUCAGGAUUCAUCGCUUCGAGGAUGCUGUGUUUGAUUGCCUCAAGAGUGCCAUUCUGAAGAACUUCAAAGACCAAGAUCGCUGCACUGCUUCCAGAUGGAUAGAGACGGUGUCUGGGGAGUCUCCUGAUCUGGAGAGGUGUGUACUCAGGACAGUGGAGCACAGUAAGUGUGGCUGGGACCACGUGGUGGAAGGUCUCGUCGUGCUCGGCUUUCAUCUCAUGGAUACAUGUGCCCCCAAGACCUCCAACCCACAGCUGAGCUCCCCGCAGUACAGGGUCUGCAGUCUGGGCAGCAGGAUCCUCUGCCGCUGUUUCAAGGUUCACUCCAUAGUCCACGGAGAGGUCAUCAGUCAACUCAUCAAUCGUAUUCUCACCAAUGCCUCCACCUACGUCACCCACUACAUUGCCCUGUUGUCGGAGGUGAUAGAGAUGACUCCUCAGGUGGCCCUGGACUCCCUGCCUCGACUCAGAGAGGCCUUCAGCUACCUCUCUGUCCUCCCACCCUCCUCUGCCACCGACCUUCUCGAUGCCGUGCUGGUCUGCAUCCCACUGCAUCUCUCCUCUCUCUCUCUCUCUCUUCCCCAAUUUCACUCCUCUUCUAUUCUCUUUUUUCAUACAGCCUCUGGUCCAGUUUAGCUCGUCUGUGAGGGACUCUCUGCUGCUGGUGCUAAGAAAAUCUCUAUUCUCUAGGCAGGUGGACGUGAGGAAGAUAGCUGUGGGAGGCUACCUCUUACUGCUCAAGAAAUUCACAGUAUUGAGUGCUAUUGGAGGCAUUGACAGUCAGAUGAGUCAGACAUCCACCAGCUCACAGUCUCAGGUGGAGGUGGAGAUUCACGGCUCUGCCGGUCAGUCUGGCUUCCAGGCCCUCUGUCUGGAGCUCCUGGGUACUCUGAAGCGAUCUCUGUCACAGCAGUACGAGGUCAAGAUCACUCUCUACCAGGGUCUGUACGAGGUACUCUGCAGUAACUCUAAACUGGCUGAGCCCAUCAUUGAGCUACUACUGACUCAGCUGAUGGUGUACUAUGAGAAGGAGAGUGAUGCCACGCCCCCAGUAAGACUGGAGCCCUGCAUCACCACAUCAGGCAGUGAGGUCCAGAGAACUGAGCCUCUGGUGAUCGGCUGGUCCGCUGCCUGCAGAUGUGUGUGACUCAGUUUGUGAGGCGAGAGGAGAGGGGGGCGGAGGAAAGGGCGGAGCCAGACGGUCUCCCGGAGCCGGUGGAAGAGGCACGGGAGGUGCUGGAGUCUCUGGUGGGCAGAAUGGCUGACACUCAUCUGGACGACUUUGAGCUGGACCGGUCUGCUGACUUUUCCACUGGCAGUAGUGUGGGUCAGAAGAACCGGAUAUUUGCCAAGUUGGCCAUGGGCCUCUACGAGACUCUCAUGGAAUUCACCUUCACCAGUGGAGAUUUCAGUCCAGAGAGCUGUGAGCAGUGUCUCAGUCUGUUCCACUGCUACCAGAGAGUGGCCCACAUUCUGUCAGAGAAGUCGUCAGGCUCGGCCGGGGGGAGUGGUCGACGAGGCCCCGCCCCCUCUCCUCUGGCCAAGGGAGAUCACUGCAACUUGUCCCUCCAGUUCAUCGUCAACAUGCUCCAGGCUCUGUUUGUUGAUGUAAUCCCCAACCACCAGCAAGCUCUGAAUGUACUGAGAGACUCACUGGCCUUCGGGAGGUACAUUCUCACCUCUGCCCUCCAUCAGAUUCUCCAGGUGCAGGCUAAAGGAGUGUGUGAUGGGGUGUUCCUGAGUCGGAAUCCGGACAAGAUGUUUCGCUUGCUCUGUUCCCUGGGGAAGCCUCUUUACAAACAGUUGGAGAGUGGUGGUGGGGGAGGAGGAGGUGGACAGAAUCAGCAGGGCAAGAAGGACAAGGGGAAGUCCAUCCAGGUCCUGUGUCUGGAGGGCUUCUCCCAGCUGCUGCAAGUUGUCGACUCUCGCUACCCGACAAAGAUGGCCGUCUUUCUCUCUCGUCUCCACCCUGGGUGUGGGGAGACCUCAGAGACAGCAGAGAGAGUACACUUCUUCAUCAAACACUUCCAGGGAGUUGUGAGUGGAGUACUGAGUGGGGCCAACAAGGGAUGGGUCAUGCGAGAGGUCCAGAUGAUGGUCUCCAUCAUUACAUGUCUCUCCAGUCACCUCCCCUCCUCCUCCACUGAGUUGCAGCAGGUGUGCGAAUGGACACUGGCACAGUGCAAAGAACAGAACAUCGAUGACAGUCAUGUGACCAAGGCUCUGGUGGCUCAGCUGCUCACACUUAACAACAGACACAAGGAACAUGUCAAGAUGCUGAGGAAGUUGGCUCAAGAUGUUCACUAUUAUCUGGGAGAUAUAGAUGAGGAUAUCGAGCUGGAGUUCAGGCCACAUUUUGCCAUUGUCAACGCCCGAACUGCCUCGUCCAGUGUACUGGGACUGGUGUACAGUCACAUGGAGCAGGCCCUGGGUGACGGAGAAUGGCUCAUAGCACGACUGAAGGCAGAGCUCUCUACACCCAACCCCAACCACUCACAUGAUGAGAGCAGUAGUGUGGGAGGUCUGAGUCAGGCAGAGGGCCACUGCUCCUCCCUCUGUGAGAGACUGAUGAAUGUGGUGGUGGGCUGCAGUGAGCUGGUCCAGUCUGCUGUCUCUCCCGGGGCACCCACCGAGGGCCUACUCAAGACGGUGACUAAGCUCUACGAAACUCUUGGAAACAUGGCUAAAUACUAUGUGGCACUGUAUGCCUUCCUGUUCCAUAUCAUCCCCAACUUCAAGAAACUGGUUGAGAUGGUUGGAAGUCAUCUCUCACAGCAAGUCUAUGCGCUCAUCAACUACAUACAGGCUGCACAAGUGGUACCCACUGAACAACAGGACAAGAAGAAGGGAGGGAAGGGGAAGGGGAAGGGAUCAUCAGGGAAGACCAGUGUACGUAGGGAGAUCCAGCUCAUCCCCAGUCUCAUAUACUCCAUGGAACAGCUUGAGAAAUUUCUCAUCCAACUCUCCAAGAAAUCUAAAGUGAAUUUGAUGGAGAAUUUCAAGAGGAGUAUGGCACGUGAUUUCCGCAUCAACCACCAGGCUUUGGACGCCAUCUUGAAUGAGGAGGGGGAAGAGGGAGAGGGGGGAGAAGGGGAAGGAGGAGGAGAUGAGGAAGGAGACGACAGACCACCAAUGUCAAAGAGACUAAAGCUCUAACACUGUCUUUAGUAUAAUGUAUAUACAUGUUCACGUUUUCCUCACCUUCGUACUUAUUGCGCAUGCGCAUGCGCAAGCAGGGUGCCUUCGAUCUAUUUAUGCGAAUGCAGCACAACGAAGGAAAAAUCAACUGACAGAUGACGUAAACAUCGCCAGUAGCAGCACACCGAGUGGGUCUGAAGAUGAAGUGGUUCUUCGGCCGUCUCCCCACGCUUCCCUGUCUCUUAGUGUUGUGUAGUGUGUGUCUGUGGCCGUUGUUGGAAGCUCAGGAUGAUGACUGUCCGCCGGGAGAAGACUGUUUCUGCUCCCGUAGACUACGCCUUGACAACAGUAGUGGAGUCAUAGUGGACCAUUUAGGUGGCGGCGACUACAGAGCUCAAAACCGAUGCCUCUUUUACCUUGAGAGUGACAGGCCUAUGUCAUCUGUAAGACUGAGAUUCAACAGAUUUGAUCUCGAGUGUCUCUGGGACUAUCUGUACAUCUUCUCUGGAGACUCUCUCCACUCCACAAAGAUUGCUGCCUUCACAGGAAACUUGUUGCCAUCUCCUGAGUCAUACAGUAAUGGAGAUGUCACUCCCAUUCCCAUGUUGGAUCGGAAUGAAACCAACUCCACCAAUUCCUCCUCUGGUGACGACACGGAUCCCGUCCUCAUUCCAUACCACGAGCAGAGGGAGAUUGUACUGGAGAGUCCCGGUUCCAAUCUCCUCCUCUACUUCUUCACCGACCCCGGGCAAGAACGGACUGGCUUCAAUAUCUCCUACUGGUUGAACUACUCGUGCCCCGAUGAGUGUCUGGGGAGGGGUAACUGCAGUGAGGAGGGAGUGUGUGAGUGUGGGGAGGGGUGGAGCGGUGAGCGGUGUCAGCUGCCCUCCUGCCCCAAUGACUGCUUCACCACCAGCGGCCAGGGAGAGUGCGUGGAGGGAGUGUGUCAAUGUCAGUCUCAGUACACUGGUGUGGACUGCUCAAUCUCUCUCGCAAGUCCUCACUGGGAAACUAUGGACUACACCACAUCUGGUAACCUUACAUCAGCUCUACUGGCCAGAGCAGGUCACUCCAGUGUGGCCACCUCCACCAGCCAAGUCCUGGUGUUCGGAGGAUAUCGCUUCCCGACAGUUCGCCAAGAGGAAGGAGAAGGGAGUGGGGAGAGUGGGUCUGGGGGUGGUGGGGAGGGAGGAGGGGAGGAGGAGAAAGAGGUGGCAGGACCACAGUUGCUGCUGUACGACAUGACCUCCGGCCGGUGGGAGGAGCUGGAGGUAAACAAGAGCUCAGCUCAGCCGUCCCCUCGAUAUGGACACUCUGCGGUCCUCUACAAUGACACCAUGCACGUGUUUGGAGGUGUCCUGAUCCCAGAGGAGAGGAUCACCAACGAGCACUGGGUCCUCCACCUCCCCACACUCACCUGGUCACCCCUCACACUCUCCCCCGACCCCAACGAUGACGUCAUCGAUAAUUCAACCUCGUACAAUUUGACCGGUGUUGAUGAUGACAACAGUGUCGUCGUGACGACGGCCAAUCAUAAUACAGUAAAACUCCCGCUCCGUGUCCGAAGUCAUACAGCUCACAUGGUUUCCACGGUGAUGAUUGUAUUGUUCGGGAUGUCUGACCUCCAGCACAAGUUCUUCUCCUUCGUCCAGGAAUACGACCUCGAGUCGGGGGAGUGGUCGGUCCCGGUUCAGAACGGAAUGAAGCCCGGCGGCAGAAUGGGUCACUCCUCAGUGUAUGACGAGGACUCUGGACUGGUGUAUGUGUAUGGUGGACAGAUUGGGGACCGUGCUGUCGAUGAUCUACUGGUCUAUGACCCUGUGACUCGCUACUGGAGCAAGAGAGAGAGUGGUCCAUCUGCAUCCUACCUGCACACUGCCAACCUCCUGUGGGGCCAACUGAUGCUAGUGUUUGGCGGCUCUUGCUUCUCCAGCAAUCUCAUGAUAUACAACAUCGGGUGUGAUGAAUGGUACGAGACUGACUAUCUCGGUCUACCUGGAGAUGCUGGACGCCUCGGUCACGUGGCGUUUGUGGACCCAUCCACCAGCAGUCUGACAGUCUUUGGAGGGUUCCUGGGGCUACCUCUAGCUGACAUGUUCCUCUUCAACACAGGCGACUGUAGUGCCCACGCCGGUGAAGAAGAGUGUGCUGCAAAUGGAACCGUGUUCUGUGGGUGGAGUCAAGCCACCAAUUCCUCUGUCCCACUGGCAGACAACCCCACCAAUCUCCACUGCUCCGUUGAUGAAUGUCUGAAGCUGUCCUCGUGUGACGAGUGCCUGACGGGAACCAACUGUACCUGGACCAGUGAUGACAGCACCUGCAGAACUGGCUCUCCUGACCUGAACGCCACCUGUCCCUCUCCCUCUCUCGACUCCACGGUGGAGGAGGCUGAGAGGUGUGGGAGGUUCAGCAGCGGCAGUUGCUGGGGCUGUAUGGCCAGUGGCUGUCAGUGGACUAUAGGCGGGGAGUGUGUGGACUCCUCUCUCAAUGUAACAACGACCGAGUGCAGUGUCCCCUGUCCCAAGACCAACUGUUCUUCGUGUGCUGGCACUGACAGGUGCCUCUGGUGUCCCUCACUCAACUCCUGCUUCCCCUCCUCACACACUCAGUCCUACGCCGUCACCUUCCCAUUUGGACAGUGUCUUGGAUAUAGCAGCUCAUGUCCAGUGCCAUGUGAUAAUCACGUGACAUGUACCGAUUGCCACGGUGACCCGGAGUGUGGCUGGUGUCGGGACCCGGCAGACACAGGUCUGGGGACCUGUUCUCCGGGGGGCUUCCUCUCUCCUCUCUCCUUCUCCUCCAACAGCUGCCCCGACAAACACUGGUUCUUCGAGCAAUGCCCUGCCUGUCAGUGCAAUGGUCACAGUACGUGUGUGAACGAGUCGGUAUGCGAGGAAUGUCAGAACAACACACAGGGUGCCAACUGCGAUGAGUGCUCCGACGGAUACUUCGGCAAUGCCAAGGGAGGAGGCGUAUGCACAGAGUGUUUCUGCAACGACUACCCAGCGUCAUGUGACAAGACCACUGGAGAGUGCAUGUGUCACGAUGUUGGUGUCACCGGCCCGUCCUGCUCUGUGUGCGCCUCCAACAACUCGUACAUCGGAGACCCUGACAACUUCUGCUACUACGAGAUGUCUGUUGGGUUCGUGUACACGUUUGAGGUGUCUGACCCGCGAGAGAGGGAGAGUUUCUACCUCACGGUCCCGCCAGACGACGUCACACUCUCUUUCAAAUUCAAACUACGAUCCAACCCUGACGACAGAGAUGUGGUGGUCGAGCUAUUCCUGGGGAAAGUCUCAGAGGGUCUGUGGGUGUUGGCCAACAUCUCUGGCCCCAUCACUGUGAGUGGAACUGGGGAAUUCAGCAGAGAGCUGGACGACAGACCAGGCAGCCGCAACUCCACCUUCCCUCCCCUCUUCUCCUUCGCCCACCCUCGGUUCAGGAACUUCUCAAACUUCACCGACCUCUUCGCCGGUCGCCGGGAACGAGACUACACCAGGAAGAUGUGGGACGGAAACGUGGCUCUUGUGAUACGAGUCUCCAACUUGACGAACCCAAUCACCUUUAGGAUAACUCUGGACCAGACAAACCUCUGGUUUCUACUCUAUUUCUUCGCCACGUUCAUCAUCUGUUUCACGGGUCUACUGACGGCCUUCAUGAUUGGCUGGUACCUCAAGAGAAAGAUUGAGUUGAGGCGAUACAUGAGACAACAGUACCGCGACCUGCGCAGGAGAGUGGCACGUCCGUUCUCUCGUAUCAAGAUCAUCCUCCACAGAAGACCCGGGCACAAGAAGGCCGCGCACAACUCCACGUCCUACGUCUCUUACCAGCCGUGCAGGUCGGGGAAGGCGGCCGUUCUCACCUCCUUCAUCCACCUCCCCGGGGACUCCGCCACUGGCCGACCGGCUCACGGUCGAACGGGACUCUGUCUCGGAACGGCGUUGGUACGACUGAACGACAAGUCCACCAAGGACCGCGGCGGAGGGAAUGGGGGGAGGAAGAGAGGGAAGAAGAGGAGAGGGGAGGGGGAGGAGAUGAUGGGAAUGCAGCCGCAGAGCGAGCGACGCGAGAGAAAUGGAACAGUAGGAGACAGAGGCCAAGGGCAACUGACCAAUGACGCUGCUAGCUCAGCUUCUAACUUACAUUCUGUUUAGCUUGUGUGCAUGUUUUUUUAAUACCCACUCUCUCUAUUGUAUCUCUCCAUGUCACGAGCUGUGUAUUUUGGUUUCAUUUCUCUCUCCUCAGUUACUGACUUGUCAACAAUUUUUGUUUAAACUGUCCUGCUCAUUUUUCAUUAUUAUAAGGUGCGCUUUUCAUAACAGUUGUUAUGGCACAUACCAUCAAUAUAUAGUAGAGCUAUCAUAACAGCAUGAAAAAAUCUGCUUUUUGUUCGAUUUUUGUUUCGUGUCAGUGUCUGAGCAAAGUUAGAAACACAGUCCACAUACAUAAGCAUUGUUUCUCAUAACCCUAACGGUUGUUUCCCUAACCUAAUUGGACUCGGAAGAAGAGGUGGAGUCAUGCCGUCUCCGUGGAGAUGGUGAUCUUGUCUUUCUAACAGCUUUCCUUCUCAUUG